ACGAGGAAGGUCCCAUUGCUGCAGGGAGAAAGAGGUCCAAGCAUGCAGCCGCACCAGCCUCACCUGCAAGACCAGCACAGCGCCCAAGAGCUCGAGGCAUUGGCAUACCUAGAGACACCAGUCCUCCACCAGUUGAUGCUGGCCUGCUGACACCUUGCUCCUCCUUCACCGGUAACAAGGUGCAGCGCGCAAACCUGCCCAGCAUUGAGAUCUCUGGUGGCAUUCUCACCGAUGGCAACUGCCUCUUUGCUGCCAUCUCUCAGCACCUCAUGGGUACGCAGCAAAAGCACCUCAUAGUGCGCAAGAGAGCCAUAGAGUACCUUGGCAAGCAUCUUGAUAUGCUUGACUUUGCAGCAGAAGGUGAUGACCAUGUUGGACGCCUUGCCUACCUGGACGAGAUGGCCAAGCCUGGCACCUACGGUGAUGAGGUCAUGCUGGCUGCUGCGUGCGCAACAUACAACACCUCUGCCUUGGUGGUCAUGCUGCACAAUGGCAAAUACCACACCAGGGUCUACCCAGAUGGAGCUCAGCCACCGCACAUGGGCCUCUUCUACUUUGAAGGUCUGCAGCACUAUGAGUUGGCACUCCCUCUGCCCAAAGAGACUAGCUGA
This is a messenger RNA of Ceraceosorus guamensis, 611 nucleotides long. RefSeq lists its product as hypothetical. The record is from RefSeq and is a predicted model, not a curated record. Gene Ontology annotation, molecular function: cysteine-type deubiquitinase activity. The transcript has a single exon. The annotation marks the transcript as partial. Gene Ontology annotation, biological process: protein deubiquitination. NCBI's taxonomy places the organism in Eukaryota, Fungi, Basidiomycota, Exobasidiomycetes, Ceraceosorales, Ceraceosoraceae.